Plectropomus leopardus (leopard coralgrouper) is the source of this 2966-nucleotide messenger RNA. It is a transcript of the gene notum1a, whose product is annotated as notum, palmitoleoyl-protein carboxylesterase a. The record is from RefSeq and is a predicted model, not a curated record. Gene Ontology annotation, biological process: protein depalmitoleylation; negative regulation of canonical Wnt signaling pathway. Gene Ontology annotation, molecular function: palmitoleyl hydrolase activity. Lineage: Eukaryota; Metazoa; Chordata; Actinopteri; Perciformes; Serranidae.
GCAGCGCUUGAGUUGCACCGGGUAGAUGAGCAAACAGUUGUAGGCGCACUCUUUAAAACUUUGAUAAAUGUCAAGAAAAUUUAGCGGAUGACAGUGAUUGGUCUUAAGGGACUUUUAAAUUAGUUAACAUUUAAGUUCAGCGUUUCAUGAAGCGGAUGACAAGAGUUUUGGCGUCUUUUAAACCGUGCGUAAUUGUCUUUUCUCUCUCAGCUCCAUCCGUAAAAGUUUGCGUUUCUCUGACAAGACAUUGCAUGUGGAGGAAGGACAUCUAACACCGGCAUAAGAUGACAGCGAUCAGAAUGGUUUCAUCAGUGCUGGUGCUGGUGCUGAUGCAGUCCGGAGCGCUUUGCGCACGAAGGUUCCGGGGUGGCCGCAACCCACAACCACGCCGCUCACCACCCCCUCCCACAUACCGGGCGGACCGGGGUGACACCACGGAGAGCUUCCCUCUGGAUUUCACCGCCGUGGAGGAGAACAUGGAUAACUUCAUGACACAAGUGAAGAACCUUGCGCAGUCCCUCUACCCGUGCUCGGCGCAGAAGCUCGACUACGACAUGAAGCUGAACUUUUUGGAGAAUACAUCAGUCACCUGCAACGAUGGGAGUCCUGCGGGGUACUACCUGAAAGAAUCUCGGGGCAGCCGACGGUGGCUGAUAUUCUUAGAAGGCGGCUGGUACUGCUUCAACAAGGAGAACUGCGACAGCAGAUAUGAGACCAUGAGAAGACUGAUGAGUUCAUCAAAGUGGCCCCAAACUAAAACAGGGACGGGGAUCCUGUCUCCGCUGCCUGAGGAAAACCCUCACUGGUGGAAUGCCAACAUGGUGUUCGUCCCAUACUGCUCCAGCGAUGUGUGGAGCGGCGCUACAGCCAAAACAGAGCAGAGUGGCUAUGCCUUCAUGGGCUCACUGAUUAUUCAGGAGGUUGUGAAGGAUCUGCUAGGCAAAGGUCUGGACAAUGCAAAAGUCCUCCUAUUAGCAGGGAGCAGUGCGGGUGGUACCGGGGUCCUUCUGAAUGUGGACAAUGUGGCGGAGCUGCUGGAAGGACUGGGGCACACUGGGAUACAAGUGCGAGGCCUGUCUGAUUCUGGCUGGUUCCUGGACAACAAGCAGUACCACUGCACGGACUGCGUGGACGCUGUCAGCUGUGCGCCCACUGAGACCAUCAAGAGAGGAAUCAAGUACUGGGGAGGAGUGGUACCAGAGAAGUGCAAGCAAACACAUGAAGGAGAGGAGUGGAACUGUUUCUUUGGAUAUAGGGUCUUCCCAUCGAUAAAAAGUCCUGUGUUUGUUGUCCAGUGGUUAUUUGAUGAGGCCCAGUUGACGGUGGACAACAUCCAGUUAACAGGCCAGCCUGUGCAGGAAGGCCAGUGGCGUUACAUCCAAAACCUGGGCAUUGAGCUGAGGAACACACUCAAAGAUGUCCCGGCUAUGUUUGCUCCAGCAUGUCUAUCACAUGAGGUUAUCACCAGAAAUUACUGGAUUGACGUGCAGGUCAAAGGCACCUCCUUGCCCCGAGCGCUGCACUGCUGGGACCGCAGCCUCAACGACAACAGAAACAACAAGGCUCCGCCCAAAGGCUGCCCCGUGCAUUUGAUUGACAGCUGCCCGUGGCCACACUGCAACCCCACCUGCCCCACCAUCCGAGACCAGUUCACGGGACAAGAGAUGAACGUCAUUCAGUUCCUCAUGCACAUGGGCUUUGACGUGCAGAAGAUGGCCCAGCAGCAGGGCAUGGACCCCAGCAAGCUACUGGGCAUGCUCAGCAGCGGCAGCUAAAGGGACACGUGUACACACAGUAUCAGCAAGCUAAGCCGAAGCAGGGCUGUCUGGUCUCUCUGGCCGGUCUCCCAUGCCUGAUACCUCCAACUCCACCUUUACAACCCAUUCUACCUUAAGUCCAUUCCCCUCCGACCUCCUGUUUACUUUAGAUUGAGCCUCAUUUAAACAAAGGGGCUUAGAUUUCACCCACAAUCCCUUUUUUCACAACUGGUGACAAGAACAAGGGGGCAACACGCCACCAUGACAAGGCGCAACUCUCUGCUACUCUUCAUUUAAAUUAUCUUUUGCUUUGUAAAAGAAAAAAAUAUCUCGAAUGUAAUCCAGUUUUAAGGAUGCUCAUUGAUGUUUUUUUAAUAUUAUUUUCAUCCUUCCAUAUAUAUUAUAUUCGGUCAUUGUUAAAAAAGAAAACACCACAAUGACGUAAGGAUGCUGUCUUUGUUAAGUAGUCAUUAUAGAGUAUAUAAGGAUAAUUUUGUUUAAACAGUUCUAUAGUUUCUUGUCACAAAAAAAAAUAACUGCAUCAAGGCAGAAACAGGGACAUAAAAUAAGGCGAGAAAGGCACUGGAUCAGAAAGGACAUUUUGUAAUUAUCUCAAUGGCAAGAACAAUAGAGAGACAACUGACACUGAUACUCCUCUCAUCAGCUCUUGGUAUAAAAUACCUGACAGGGUUGAAAUCUAAGUGGCAUGUUUUCAGUUUGGACAACUGUAAAGUUACCACGAUGACUGGUUUAAUCGUUUGCUGGAGCUGAUUGUGGUGCUAAAGCAGGCCAAGAAACACGGUGGUCUAUCAGUAGCUAUACAUACACCACAGUGCCAUUACAUCUAGUCUAUACCUCUUUCUCACAGGCCGCGUCAUAGAGGACUGUUCAAACCCGAAACACCGGGUACACGUUCAUAUUAGGUCAGUAGUUCAGCAAUCCUUGGAUCAAUGCAAUGAACAUUUAAAGGGAGACAAAUAUCGUGUAUUGUAUAUUUUUUUGAGUAUUUGUAUAGGUUCUUUCAAGUGUUCACUAUUGUAACUCCCUUCUUAUAUUUCAUAAUAGAGAUCACUUUUUAAUAUAAUGACAAUGUUGUAUGUAAUGAUGUCUUUAAAUGAUGUUUUUUAAAGGACCUCUAUUUCACAUCACACCAGAGAAGGAAAGGUAUUACUAAUUGUAAUUUUAUUCUGUAACAUAUUUUUUAACAGA